Messenger RNA from Loxodonta africana (African savanna elephant), 2746 nucleotides. Its product is annotated as olfactory receptor 10AG1-like. Lineage: Eukaryota; Metazoa; Chordata; Mammalia; Proboscidea; Elephantidae. Gene Ontology annotation, molecular function: olfactory receptor activity; G protein-coupled receptor activity. The coding region runs from base 1063 to 2007 and encodes 314 amino acids. The record is from RefSeq and is a predicted model, not a curated record. The transcript has a single exon. Gene Ontology annotation, cellular component: plasma membrane. Gene Ontology annotation, biological process: detection of chemical stimulus involved in sensory perception of smell; G protein-coupled receptor signaling pathway.
AUUAAUAAACCAUGCUUUGUUGAACAAACACUAUGCACUGCAUAGGAAAAAUAUAUUGAAUUCAAUAAGAAGCUUAUAAUGUAGGAAUAGGGGUAAGAAAAGUGCAUAAUAAAAAUUGACAGUCACAGUUUAACACUCACAUGUGUGCAGUAUGCAGUGUGUGCAAGAGAGCUGACUGAAGGGCACAAAUGAGGUUGGCAGAAAGAGAGCAAGUAGUGACUGUGGGAUGAUUUAGGAAAAUAUGGAUGAAUUGUGGUUAAUGUCCCUCUUAUAGAACAGGUGUGUAUGCAGAAUAAAGAGGUGGGCAUUCUAGUUCAAACUGCUUUUGCACAAAUCCUAGGUGAACGUGUGCCUAACUUAUGCCUGACUACAAAAUGUGCUUACAAAUAUCACUUCUGACUUCACAGACCUUACACUGAAACAUAAACACAGAUUUUAAGAUCAAAUGCCAGCCCAUAACAUUUGGUAAUUAGCUCAUCAUCACGUUUUAUAACAAAAUGGCCUUGAUGAACUUUAUGCUAAAGCAAAAUGAGACUUUUUGAGAUACCACAGGAAAACCAACAUUUCCUAUUAAAUACAUUUAGGUGGUUCAAAACUGUGAUAAAUGACUUGGAGAGUCUUUAUUUGGACGAUGAAAUUAAUUCAAAACUGAUAAUAUUGGAAAACAGAGUGGAGAAGAAAGCAUUCCAAGAAAAAAAAAAUGGAGUAAUCACUACCAUUGGGAAAAAAAAAAAACAUUGAACAUAAUCUCAAAUUUUGAGAUUUUGACUGUUUAGAUGAAUAGCAAAAUUUAAAAUCACAUAUGCCAUCAACGGGAACAAAGAAAUAUAAGGAAACCCUUAGCAGGGGAAAAGAAAAAAAAAAGGAAAUAUUUCUUGCAGAUUUAUUGAGCAAUAAUUUAAAAAUACACUUGACCAUUGUUCUAGAGCAACUGUCAUUUAUAGGGUUUGUUCCUAUAUGGAGUUGGAAAAAUUGUAAGGCAUACAAUUCCCAGUUUGCAAGUGAGCAUGCAAAAGCCAAGAAAGUGAAUAACUUGUAUUUCUAAUUUAAUCUUUCCUACAGAUGAAAUGUGAAGUGAAAAAAGCUGAAGGCAAUGUCUCUACAGUGAUGCAAUUUGUACUGCUGGGGUUUUCUGAUCUUUCAAAUCUCCAAGGAUUUCUCUUUGGAGUGUUCUCCAUCAUUUACAUAAUUAUUAUAAUUGGAAAUAGCCUCAUAAUAGUACUAACCAGUCUCGAUCUUGCAUUACAGAAACCCAUGUAUUUUUUCCUGGCAAAUUUUUCCUUAUUGGAAAUUUCUUAUGUAACUGUCACUCUACCCAGGAUGCUAAUGAAUCUUUGGACACAGGACAGAAGCAUUUCUGUGCUGGAAUGUGCCACCCAAAUGUGCUUCUUUCUUAUGCUGGGGGCCACUGAAUGUUUCCUCCUGGCAGUGAUGGCUUAUGACCGCUAUGUGGCCAUUUGUAACCCUCUGCACUACCCUCUAGUCAUGAACCAAAAGAUGUGUGUCCAGCUAGCAGUUGGCUCCUGGAUCAUUGGCAUCCCAGUCCAGAUAGGGCAAACAGCUACAGUUUUCUCUCUGCAUUUUUGUGAUUCUAACAAAAUUAACCACUUCUUCUGUGACAUCCCUCAUAUCAUCAAGCUGGCCUGUGGGGACACUUCUGUUCAUGAGAUGUCUGUCUAUGUAGUAACUAUAUUGAUUGUCACUGUCCCUUUUAUGUUGAUACUUGCCUCCUACAGUAAAAUCAUCUGCACCAUUUUAAAGUUGCCAACAGCCUCAGGACAGGCUAAAGCCUUCUCCACAUGUUCUUCUCACCUGCUGGUUGUGCUUUUAUUCUUUGGAUCUACUACCAUCACCUAUUUAAGACCCAAAUCCUAUCAUUCUGCAGGAAUGGACAAGCUACUCUCUCUUUUUUACACCAUAGUGACUCCGCUGUUUAAUCCCAUGAUAUACAGCCUUAGAAACAAAGAUGUUAUUGCCGCACUGAGAAAAUUCUUUCUUAAAAUGUAGUAGGAUGAGGUCGAAACAACCUAAAUCCCCAUCAGUAUUGGUCAAUCAUAAAGAGAAAUAAAGUCCUGAUACCACAACAUGGAUGAAAUUUGAAAACUUUAUUCUUAGGGAAAUAAGUCAGUCACACAAAGACAAAUGCGUUGUUUUCUCACUUAAAGGAAAUAUGCAAAUAUAUAGAAACCAAAGGUUAGUAGUGAUUAUGGGAGCAGGGAGAAAAGGAGAGUUUUUACCUAGGAAGCAUAGAGUUUAUGUUAAUGGUGGUGGAAUAAUUUGUAAAAGGGUAAUGAUAACAGUUACACAAGAAGAACGUAUUUAUUAUCACUCAAUUAUGCAUGUAGAAAUUGUUGAGUUAGCAAAUGUUUUGUUGUGUUUAUUUCACUCCAUUUUGAAAGUACUAUGAUCAGCUUAAUUAUUAACAUUUUAAGUGUGUGUCACACAGUUAUGAAACAUUUCAGGUCUCCACAUUUCCCUGUUAACAGGUCAAUUCUAGCUUAUGACGUACUGUGAGAUACCUAGCCUGAAGUUUACUGUGCUUGAGUGUAUACUUGAAAAACUGCUCUAACUUCACUGUUCCGUAUCUUUACAAUAAUCUUCUUGUAUAAAUAAAAGUGUGAUCUGUUCUGCACUUUCUUAGUAAAAACUAAGAGCAAAAUUCAAGCUAUUAAUAUAUUUACAUAUUCUUGCAACUAUACAAAAUUAGUUUCCUUAAUUAAUCAGUUGUCUGAAUUUUCAUACUUGU